This is a messenger RNA of Geosmithia morbida, 1023 nucleotides long. Its product is annotated as solute carrier family 25 (mitochondrial carnitine/acylcarnitine transporter), member 20/29. NCBI's taxonomy places the organism in Eukaryota, Fungi, Ascomycota, Sordariomycetes, Hypocreales, Bionectriaceae. Gene Ontology annotation, molecular function: O-acyl-L-carnitine transmembrane transporter activity. Gene Ontology annotation, cellular component: mitochondrial envelope. Gene Ontology annotation, biological process: carnitine transmembrane transport; mitochondrial transport. The record is from RefSeq and is a predicted model, not a curated record. The transcript has 2 exons. Bases 1 to 1023 code for a protein of 340 amino acids.
AUGCCGACAUCAACCUCCUCAACGGCCACGACCGAAGCCGUGACGGAAAGCUUCCCGGUACCCCCGUCAAAGGAAGACGCAAAGAAGGCGCUGGCAUCACAGCUGCGCGCCCUGGCGGCGGGAGGGUUCGGCGGCGUGUGCGCCGUCGUUGUCGGGCAUCCGUUCGACCUCGUCAAGGUCCGUCUCCAGACGGCCGAGAGGGGCCUGUACUCUUCCGCCGUGGACGUGGUCAGGAAGAGCGUCGCGCGUGACGGUCUCCGACGCGGCCUCUACGCCGGCGUGAGUGCUCCCUUGAUGGGUGUCACGCCAAUGUAUUCCUUCAUCAUCACCGUCCGAAAUAAAGUCGCCGUCUCAUUCUGGGGUUACGAUUUAGGCAAGCAGAUCGUCACCGGCUCGUCAAAGGUCGGACCCGAGGGACUCUCCAUAGCCCAGACAUCGGCGGCCGGCUUCAUCUCCGCCAUCCCCAUGACGGCCAUCACCGCCCCCUUCGAGCGCAUCAAGGUCAUCCUCCAGGUCCAGGACCAGAAGAAGCUCGCGCCCGGCGACAAGCCCAAGUACACCGGCGCUCUCGACGUGGCCCGCCAGCUCUACCGCCAGGGCGGGCUGCGCAGCGUCUUCCGCGGCAGCGUCCCCACCCUCGCCCGCGACGGCCCCGGCUCGGCCGCCUACUUCGCCGCCUACGAGUACAUCAAGCGCGAGAUGAGCCCGCGCGACCCCGUCACCGGCAGGCCCACCGGAGAGCUCAGCCUCACCGCCAUCACCUGCGCCGGAGCCGCCGCCGGCGUGGCCAUGUGGGUCCCCGUCUUCCCCGUCGACACCGUCAAGUCCCGCCUGCAGACGGCAGAGGGCAACGUCUCCCUCUCCGCCGUCGUCAGGGAGCUCUACGCCAAGGGCGGCGUGCGCGCCUUCUUCCCCGGCUUCGGUCCCGCCCUCGCCCGGGCCGUCCCGGCCAAUGCCGCCACCUUCUUGGGCGUCGAGCUGGCUCACUCUGCCAUGAACAAGUCGUUUGGCAAGCUGGAGUGA